Molecule: messenger RNA, 546 nt
Organism: Strongyloides ratti
Lineage: Eukaryota; Metazoa; Nematoda; Chromadorea; Rhabditida; Strongyloididae
Exons: 1
Coding region: 1-546 (181 amino acids)
Source: RefSeq, a predicted model, not a curated record
AUGGAUGUUUUAAAAAAGUCAACCGAUGAAAUUGACAAUGAAGAUAAUUUAUGGGAAAGUGAUGAUCCUUGUACAUUAACUGAUAUAUUUCAAACAAGUGAAAGAAAUUCACUUUUAUCACCUUCAAGUAGUUAUUCUAUUAAAAAACCAUUAAUACUAAAACUUGGUGGUUUUCGAAUAUUCAAUAAUAAUUUUUUGAUUGUCAAAAAUAGAAUAUUUAACUGUGAUUUGUUUUUCAGAGCUAUUGGAGAUAAAAAUUUUUUACCAGAACGUCGUCCUGUUCAAUGUUCUUUUAUCUAUAAAUCCAUUGGCCUUGUUUUUAAGAUAACAAAUGUGAAGAAAAAAAAACCUUACAUCAAUAUGAUGGUUCAAUGUGGUAUAGAUAAUGAUCAUGCAUAUGAACUUGUCAAAAAUCAUCGGUUUAGUUACAUUAAAAUUCAUCCUGGUGUUAUAGUUGAUUUCAAAUCAGAAGGAAAAGAGGUAUUAUUAAGAUUUUGCAAGAAACGUUUUUUUGCUAAUAUUUACAAAACACUUAGAAAUAUUUAA